AUGCUACGCCAUACUGUAGUAAAACAUCAGAUUGUUAAGAGUCGGGGUCUCUCUGCGUGUCGCCGAGUUAUACUCGGUCGCCGGCGUAAAGCUCAGCGUGACCGGUUUCUUCGAUCUCUAAUUGACAGUCGUGACGAAUCGGCGACCGGAAGCUUCCCCCAGGAAUGUCUCAAAAUAUGGCGUCUAUUAUAUAAAUCAGAAUUCAGGGAUCAAUUCUCUACGCUUAAACCUGAAUAUGAUAAGAUUUAUAUCAUCACAGAGCAAGUUCAAGUUAUUUUGCAGCAUCUCAACGCAAGAGAUGAGCGGUUUUCUUUUAUAUACUCCGCACUCGAAGAGUUUGUGAAUGGGAACGACGGCAUCAAAAAGGCUUGUGCCGGACUGGACCGCAUUAUAUACACAGACCCGAAUGAGCUCGAAGAUGAUGUCGCGAUGGAAAAGUUAUCUGAAUUUCUAACUGAAGCGACAUCGAUCCCAAAGAGGGAUCCGGCAGACUCCUUAAACAGUAAAAAAGCCCUCGAUGAAAUUAUCGCGUCAACAAUAUACGAAAUACUCAACGUAUUUCAGGAUAUCACAGUUGAGCAGCCACCAAUCGGUCCCGACUUAUCCACGCGCUUCGAACUCUUGUGCGAUUUAUACACGCGGGCCGAACACGCAAAGCCGCGCCCUACCGUACAGGUGGCACCCAAGUCCCAGCAGGAUAGCGUCAAUGGGGCCGAUUGCCAGUACUCGGCGCGCCUCAACUCCAUAGCCGGUGAGGUCCGAGUCCUCAAAAUCCUCCCUAGUAAUCUUUCUAAAGAUAAACGCAUUCAAUGCCGCCUAUUGGUAUACAAUCUAUAUCGUGAUGGUAUCCCAGAGGCUCUAUCGUAUGUUUGGGGCAAGGAUUGGUCUAAGGAGGAGAUUCUAGUCGACGGGAAACUCUUUAGGGUCACGAAGAAUCUUUACAGAAUCCUGCACGGUUUGCGCCGUCCGAAUACCACUAGAGAAAUAUGGAUCGAUGCAAUCUGUAUCAAUCAAUCGGAUUCCAAGGAGAAGGCAGAACAGGUUCGGCUUAUGAGAGAUAUCUACUCUAAAGCAAAGAAUACGGUAAUCUGGCUAAGCGGCGGCCAGACGACAGAUGGCGAACGCGGUUCGACAAGGAAUCGUCCAGAAAAGUGGGAAAACCAAAGAGAAGAUCCGUCCUUCGAUAUUGAGAGAUGGUACCCUCCCUUCCCACCAGGGCUUGGCAGGAUUGACAUCAAUCAAUACGAUCUUACCGCAAUUCUUAGAGAGUGCCUAAAGUACUCUGUAAAUGAUCCAUGGAAUGAAGAACAAUGGGUCCUCUACCUAAUGCUCGGUCGCUGUGUGAGCUUAAUCCAGAUGCACUCGUGGUGGGAAAGAGUGUGGACAAUUCAAGAAGCCGCAUGUCCGCCAAAUGCGCCGAUAUUCUUCUUUCAGGGCUACUCUUUCUCAUUCGAAGAUUUUACAGCCGCGAUGAAUAUUAUAGUCAAGGGAUCGAAUAAGAACGAACACAUUGCUAACCAAAUGGACAACUGGCGUAACAUUAUAAAAAAUCCUGACGUACGGCAGACUAUCGAUACGAUAAUCGGUACAGGCCUAAUACUUCACAGACCGUCUCUAUUUGAUUAUCGGCGCGGCUCCGAAGAAGAACGCCAUUCUGCAGUGAAAUCAUUUCCAGUCUUAUUGAAAAUGGCGGAAACAUAUCGAGCCACAAACCCGAGAGAUAAGAUUUUCGCACUACAGUCCCUCCUGCCUCGCUGUCUGGGACUCCUUAUAAACGUGGACUACCAGGAAUCCUGCCAAGCCGUAUUUAAAAGGGCCACAGCUCGAUACUAUAAUGCAUGCCCGUCGUUCGUUCUAAUGGAGACGUAUAGGUUUUGGUUUGAAUCACCGUUGAGUGCUAAAGAACCAGUUGGCCCCUCUUGGAUUCUCGAUCUCACGUACACCGGCGCCUGCAAUCAUGGUAGCAAAUUAGUUAAAGCGAAAGAUAAGGUGACACUCGAUGGUUUUAUCGCCGAAAAUGGCAUUCCAAUCCUUGAAAUUGAGUACGGCCAGGAGGAUAUGCGUUUCUGCACCCCGAAAGUUCUAUUUUGCCCAGGAAAAUUUAUCGAUCAGAUCUGUCUGGUUAUCGAAUUCCCGAAUUUCGGUGAUGCGAUGAGUAUUGCGCCAUCCACAGCAUUGAUGUCUCUAGUCGUUGAAGUGAUUACAGCUCGCGAUUCGAUACUUGACAUGGCAACCGAGUCCAACCAUAAUAGCGGGAUAGGAAGAUUUCUUUCUCUAUCAAACUUCUUCUUGAUGCAAGAAAAAGAGCCACCAAGGCUAGAAAACUACGAAGAAUACAUCACUAUUCGGAACGAAGAAAUUGCUGGAAAGCCAAUCUUUAUUACCCAAAGGGGGUUAGUGGGGAUUGCUACAGCGCCCGUGGAACCAGGAGAUGUCCUCACAUUGCCGCAGGACUCGCCCAUAUAUCUUCUCCUUAGAGAAGUAGGGUAUCCAGUCAAUGGCUCGGAUGACGAGCGACAACACCGGAUCGUUGCCCGUGCAGCCGUUAACGACGGAUUGGUUCAUGGCGUGAGGGACCUUGAAGCCCUGGUUGAUUUAACACCGAGUCGUCGCUUGAAAAUUGUCUGAGAGCAUGACUUCCACCCCCUACCUAAACUUUUAUCUAUUGAAACCCCCAAACCAAGAUUUUUGAUUUCUGGUAAACCUACAAUGUGGAGCGAGUAGGGGGCGCGGGAAAGUUGACACAAGGGAAGCAGAUUCCCAGUAAGGAGGACACUUAGGUUUCUAUUUCUUCUUUCUUCUUUAUAUAUGCCAAUAUUAUGCGAAGAGGGGCUUUUCUUUUGGUGUCCCACCCGCAGGACAUUUCACUUGUAUCCAGAUUAGGUAUUUACGCAAGACAGAUCAGAUGUGGCUCAA
This is a messenger RNA of Hypoxylon trugodes, 2916 nucleotides long. RefSeq names its product HET-domain-containing protein. The coding region runs from base 1 to 2628 and encodes 875 amino acids. The record is from RefSeq and is a predicted model, not a curated record. NCBI's taxonomy places the organism in Eukaryota, Fungi, Ascomycota, Sordariomycetes, Xylariales, Hypoxylaceae. The transcript has 2 exons.